AUGCCCAAGCUUCAUCACCUUGGAAUUACUCUGUGUUUAACCUGCACCACUUUAUUUUGGCUAACCUUGCAGUUCGAGAGCUAUGGCACUCGUCUUAAGGAACUUAAGCAAGGUGCUAGGGAUUUACUUGCUAACAUGAAAGAACCACGAGACCAACUGGAUCUGAUCAACACACUGCAACGCUUAGGAGUGGCUUACCACUUUGAAAAGGAUAUCAAGGAUAUUCUUGCUAAACUUGUUGAUGCUAACAUUGCCACUGAUCUUUACACUGUUGCCUUGCAAUUUAGACUAAUACGUCAAAUUGGUUUCUUCAUUAGUACAGAUGUGUUUAAUAAGUUCAUGGAGAGAGAUGGAAAAUUCAUGGACAGCUUACGGGAAGAUGUUAUUGGGCUAUUGAGUUUAUACGAAGCUUCGCACCUUGGGAUGCCAGAAGAAGAUGUUUUUGACGAGGCCCUGAAUUUUAGUACAAAACAUCUGUUAGUGUUAAGAAAGAAGAUGGAUGGAAAUAAAGCUGAGCAAAUACAACAAUCACUGGAAUAUCCACUGCACUGGAGGAUGCCCUGGACAGAAGCACGAGAUUUCAUUGCUAUCUACCAAUAUGAUGCUAAGAUGAAUUCGGUUUUGCUCGAGCUUGCCAAGUUGAACUUCAAUAUCAUGCAAUCUGUUUAUCUGAAGGAGCUGCAGGAACUAGUGGAGUGGUGGAAGGACUUGAACUUUAAGGAAAGGCUACCUUUUGCUCGGGAUAGGCUACUUGAGUGUUAUUUUUGGGCACUGGGGAGUUGCCCACCGGGGCCCCAAUUUCCCAUAUUGAGGAGGAACCUCGGGAAAUUCGGAUCCUUGGCAACACCAUUGGAUGACAUAUUCGACGUAUAUGGCUCACUUGAUGAGCUUGAGAAGUACACGGAUGCAGUACAUACAUGGGAUCUUAAUAAGGCAACGGAGGAACUUCCAGAGUACAUGAAAGUAUACUUCUCAGCCAUGUACAACCAUGUUAGUGAAAUGGUCCAAGAUGCCUUGAAAGAUAAUGGCAUGGAUAUUUUACCCUAUAUUAAGGAACAGUGGUUGUGUUAUGUUAGAGGAUAUCUCAAGGAAGCACGAUGGUUUCACAGCGGAUACACUCCAACUGCGGAUGAAUAUCUUGAGAAUGGCUGGGUCUCGAUUGGUAUACCUAUAUCCAUUGUCUAUGGCGUUUUUGGAAUGGCAGGGCACUCUAUAAAUGAAUAUUUGUCAGAAUUUGUGGAGCAUUGGUCUUCCUCUGACUUAGUUAGGUUGCCUGGCUACAUUGGUCAACUCAUUGAUGAUCUAAACACUGCCGAGGUUGAAAUGAAAAGGGGAGAAUCAAUGAAUUUCAUCCAUUUUUACGUGACCCAAGAUGGUGUUUCAGAGGAAGAAGCACGUGAUCAUGUGAAAGGCUUGAUAAGAAAUUUAUGGAAAAAAUUGAACAAAGCAAUAGUUAAAGAUUCUGUUCGUGCAGCCGACAUUGUUAAAGUUGCCGUCGAAAUGACACGAUGUGUUCAUCGGAUCUACCAUUAUGGCGAUUGGUUUGGCAUUCAAAGCAAAGAAAAUCAAGAUUGUGUCAAGUCAAUCCUUGAGCCCAUUCCGAUGGAACAAUGUGAUCAAGCUUUACUGAAAUAACGUUUUGAAAUUUCAGCCCAAGAAUGGCUUAAUAAGUUGAUUUUAUGCUUUAUGAGGCCUUUGAAUAAGAGGUUGCUUAUCUUUUUCUAAUUGAGUCUUGCUUGUUGCUAUUAUGCUAUGUUGUAUUAUUUAUUGCACUUAAUUCUAGUAAAUUAUAUUUAUACUA
This is a messenger RNA of Theobroma cacao (cacao), 1801 nucleotides long. The record is from RefSeq and is a predicted model, not a curated record. NCBI's taxonomy places the organism in Eukaryota, Viridiplantae, Streptophyta, Magnoliopsida, Malvales, Malvaceae.